CUACUAACAGAGGUGGGUCUCGACUGGAAUCUCCUUUAUAUUGAUGUCGUUUUGGUUUCGAAAUCGACUUAGGGGAAAUUUCAAUUUUUUUUUUACGAUUUAGGGUUCGAAAUCGAGAAGGGUUUUGAUUUAAUGCUGUAUUACCUCGUCUAGGGGUUCGAUUUAUAGUUUUAAGGUUCGAUUCUCGCGGAUUGGAAAUCGAAAAGGGUUUUUCGAGUUAGGGUUCAAAAUAGAAUUUGGGGGUUUCGAUAAGUGGGUUUAGAUCUUGUACUGGGUUCGAUUCACGGUUUUGACUACUUUUGUCUCAAUCGAUUCACGGUUUUGAUUAUUUUUGAUUCAAUAGAAAAGGGUUAAUCAAUUUCAUUUCUCUGUUUCAGAUGGAUCCCUCAGACGAGAUAACAGAUUUUAAGAGGAAGCAGGAGUUCAUCGACCACCUGUACAACGUUGCCGAUUCGUCAUAUGGGAUGCCGACAAGCUGUCCGUGUGGUGGUAGAAUCAUCGACGAGGUUCGGGUGAAGGAGGAGUACGACACGCGUCCCGGGAAGCGCUUCUUCAGCUGCAUAAACUACGAGGUAACCCACAUCAUUCGCAUUCCCUUCAUUAAUCUCACAUGUCUUAUUAUGUUGUCUAAAUUUUCUAGUUAAAUAUGUUGUCUGACUGAUGUUUCCGUGGUUUAACCAAGGCUGAUGGGUUGCAUUACCGUCAGCCUUGGGUUAUAGGUGUCCAGGAGGAGAUGGUACGCAUGCGUGAGCGUGUGGAUGAGGCUGUUGAGAUCAUCAAAUGUGUGCCCAUUCUCACUAAACAGAUCGAGAGUCUUGAGGCACAGGUUAAGAGGCUCACAUUGCUGCUUGAUAAGCUCACCGGUGACGUCUAUAACCUCACAGUCCAGGCGGCUGCUCUGGAGAAGGCCUGUUUCGACUGAAACAGAACAGGUGAAAGGAUCUGUGGGGCCGUUGGUCACGGGCAUAUGGGAGAUAAAGUCUGGACUUGAUGGGUUUUGUAGGUGUCACGGGUAUUGUAGUAGUAGUAGUUCACGGGUUGUUCAUGUAGUUGUAGUACUACAUGUAUCUUUUGGGUCGCAGCAGGUCAGUGUUUGUACUAGACACUAGUGAUGAACUUGGUGUCACGGAUUGUAAUAUGAAGUGUAGUAUUUUGUUUGUCUCUACACUUCACGGGACUUGUAAAAGUUUGUUAUAAAAAGGACAAGUAUUUCUCUUCUCUCUAACAUGUGUUUAUGUUCUCUUCUCUCAAAUGCCAAAGCAUAGUUCUCUUCUCUGUAUCUACAAAUCAUAGUUCUCUCAAGGUCGAUACCCCUCCAUCUUGUUCUCUCAAACCAUCCGCCUUACUCUUGUUCUCUCAAACCAGCUGCCUCACUCUUGUUCUGUCGAACCAGCCAACCACUAGACACUCGCCGACUACAAAAUCGAGUGACCAAGUAAAAUCUAAAAUUCUUUGUUUUGUUAUCUAUAGUCUGUAAUUAAUGUUCCACAUAUAAGUUAUAAUUAAAAACGAAAAAAUGAAAUUCCAAGAUUUAUUGAAAAAAAAAAAUUAAUGUUCCACAUAUAAGUUAUAAUUAAAAACGAAAAUAUGACAUUCCAAGAUUUAUUUUUUUUUUUUUAAAUUAAUGUUAUAAUUAAAAACGAAAAUAUGAUAUUCCAAGAGAUAUUUAAAAUAAAAUUUAAUGUUCCACAUAUAAGUUAUAAUUAAAAACGAAUAUAUGAUAUUCGUAGAGAUAUUUAAAAUAUUUGUUUUUUUCAGUUAUGACAUCCUCAGAGUCAGAUGGCGUUGAUGAAGCCUUUGAAGAUAUGUUUGACGAAGAAUUUGAUAAUAUCAUCGACUCCCUACUAGAUGUUCAAACCAACAAGCCCAAAAAAAGAGCUUAUAUUGAAAGAGAUCGGGAACAAGGACACAUUCAACUAUGGAACGACUAUUUCCACGAAAAUCCCACUUACCCGCCGGUGAUGUUUAGGCGGCGUUUUCGAAUGAACAAACCCUUGUUCCUCCGCAUUGUUGAUCGCCUUACUACUGAAGUUCCAUACUUUCAGCAAAGAAGAAAUGCUCACGGCAGGUACGGCCUAUCACCACUUCAAAAAUGUACUGCAGCUAUACGUAUGCUCGCAUAUGGUCAAUCUGGAGAUACGUAUGACGAAUAUCUUCGACUUGGUGAAAGUACUGCACUUUUAUGUUUAGAACAUUUCACUAAUGGGAUAGUACAAUUGUUUGGAGUUGAGUAUCUAAGAACACCAACACCGGAAGAUCUUCAACGAUUACUCGACAUUGGCGAGAAGCGCGGGUUUCCCGGGAUGAUAGGCAGCAUUGAUUGUAUGCAUUGGCAGUGGAAGAACUGUCCAACGGCUUGGAGAGGCCAAUACACCCGUGGUUCAGGAAAACCAACAAUUGUCUUAGAGGCUGUGGCAUCAGAAGAUCUUUGGAUAUGGCACGCAUUUUUCGGAUUACCAGGUACCCUCAACGAUAUCAAUGUUCUUGAUCGGUCACCAGUUUUUGAUGAUAUACUGCAAGGUCGAGCCCCUAAAGUUAAAUUCAAGGUCAACAACCACACUUACCGUAUGGCGUACUACCUUACUGACGGAAUUUAUCCGAAUUGGUCAACAUUUAUCCAAUCCAUCCCACUUCCUCAAGGUCCUAAAGCUGAGCUAUUUGCCCAACGUCAAGAAUCCACCAGAAAAGAUGUCGAACGUGCUUUCGGGGUUUUGCAAUCGAGGUUUGCAAUAGUUAAAAACCCUGCUCUACUAUGGGACAAGGAAAAGAUAGGGAAAAUUAUGAGAACUUGUGUCAUAUUGCACAAUAUGAUAGUGGAGGACGAACGAGACGGAUACAGUCUUACUGAUACAUCUGAGUUCGAGUCAGGAGAGUCAAGCAGAGGUUCGAAGGUCAAAACGAGAGAAAGUUUGCAUGCACAUAAUAUGCUAGGCAUGCGCCAUGAACUUCGGGAUUCAGGAAAACAUGAUAGGUUGAAAGCUGAUUUAGUUGAAAAUGUAUGGCAAAAAUUCGGUAAUGAAUAAUCUUUCUAUGUUCAUCAAUUAUCAAUGUAAUGAAUAAAAUUUUAUAAAUUAUUAUAUUUUAUUCAUGUAUUAAAAAAAAAAUCAAAACUAAAUUUUUUUAAAAAAAUUAUUAUUUUAAUUCCUAUGAACCCCUUCUUCGGGUUCACUAAUGGAGAAGUACAAAAUCAAGAAGUUCAUCACUAUUCAUGGUCCCACCAUAAAUAUAUUAAAAAAUUGGUAUGAACCCCAAAGGGGGUUCACCAAUGUAGAUGCUCUUAUUUUCAAAAUUUACGGUUUUGUCUUUAACACAAUGGGCCCUUCAUUGAUUAUGGGCUUUUUGUUGCGGUUUUUGAGAUUGUUUUACUUUUUCUAUUCGUCAAAAAUAAAAUCUGUUUAAUCGUUUAUGAAGAAAAACGCAAAUAUCACUCAAUUCGGACAUCACUCAUAUCGCGUAAACAAGUUAUUACUACACCAAUUUUAAUAUUUUAUCACUCCUAUAGGUUAAUUUGCUCUAUUUGUUCAUCCUGGUUUGUAGGUUUCUAAUUGGUUUGAAUCGGAAAUAUAAGGAGAGACGAACGAUCUAGAGAAUUUAUAGAAACAACAAAAUUUUGUUAAAAAAAUUUCAGGAAACUUAAAAUAGACGCCGUUGCCGAGGAUCGAACCCGGGUCACCCGUGUGACAUACGGGAAUACUUACCACUAUAUUACAACGACUUUGAUGCUAAGUUUCGUAUGACUAAGGAUUAAUUCUACAAGUUUAAUUUUCCUUGAGACAAAGACCAUAUAACCGAAGUUAUGUCUCUGUACACUAAGAUAAAUGAACUUCAACUAAAAAUAUUGUCAUAUAACCAAAGUUGAUAAGUGUUUAUGAAGUUGAGAAUCAUAAGGGAUAACAGUGGAAGGUGUUCUCUCUGUAAACUAACUUGUUUGGAAAUAACAACUUAAAGAGUUUUCUCUGAGUCUCUGACCCUUCAGCUACCAUCACUCCCAGAAGAAGUUAUGGACCAUGGGACAAUCCGGUGCAUCAGAUGUUCUGUUAGCAGACAACAUUAUUGAGCCAUUGAUAAAAGUGGAUUCACCAAAGGAACCCAAAGAUGAAGAUCCUGACCUUAUAGACAAAGUCAACAGACCAUAGGUUUUGAUCCUCCGCAGCUCUGCUCUUUUGGUGUGAUAGCCUCUAGAAAACUCUUAAAAGAGACGAAGAAGUACUAUGGAAGAUAGACUGGAAUGAGACUAUACCAAACCCGGAUGUCAGGGUUGAGUAUGAGCCGGUGGCGGAGCCAUAAACUUUUUGAACUGGAUCAAAAAUGUUUUUAACAUAAUUAAUAAACUAUAUAAAAACUAUAUUCUACAAUCUUCAUAAUCUGAAACCUUUUUAUUACAGUUUCAUUGACUAUAUCUUUAAAUAUUUGUUUCGAUAAAAAAUAGAAACAUAUUUAUUCCAACCAAUUACCAAAUUGAUCAAACUAAGAAUGAUUAAACCGUUUUGAUGUGUAUUUUUUAUGAGUAUUGCCUUAUGACCUCGAAGUUGAUAAAGUUCUCGAGUUAAAUAUUCAUAUUUUACUUUUUUUUCUUUGAUUAUAGGGAUAUUACAAUAUUUUUUGUUUCACCAGGAUCAUCUAUAUAAUUGGCCCAUUAUUUAUCUAAUUAAGAAAAAGUUAGUCAAUUUCUAAAUAUGAAACUAGCUGUUAAAAAUAUUCAGGUUAUUAACAUAAACCCUAAAUAUUUUUGUUGAAUUUGAAUCAAUGAAUCAUAAUCAUCUUUAGUUUGAUAAAUAAAUAAUCAAACACCAAAAUAUAAGAUUAAAAAAAAAUCCAAUUUGAAAUUAGUCCAAAACAUGUUUGAUUUCACAUUUUUGAAGAAGAUGAGUUUGUUUAUUAAUUUAUUUUUAAUGUUCUUAACAUAAAUUACUAUACUAUUUGGGCCUAUAUAAUUUGGGCUUAAAACUAAUAUGUAACUAAGUUUAAAAUUAAAACAUAUUGAUUUCAUGAGUUUUUGCAAUCGUAAAAAUUGAGAUAAAAAUUAAUACAAAUCCAAAUUUUAUUAAAUAAACUAGAUCCGGUGUCCGCGCAACGCGCGGAUAACAUGUUCAAAUUAAGUAAAUUUAUACUUUUGAUUGGUAGUUUUUUUAGUUUAAGAAGUUGUUUGUUAAUUUUGUGUGUUGUAGAUUUAACCUUAGAGUUUUGGUUUGAAUGUGAUGGGGUGAUCAUUUUCUCUUUUUUUAAAUAACAGUAAGUUUGAAUAAUAUAUUGUGUUGAGCAAUCAAUUUUCGUAGGAGAAAAGAGUAUUUUUGAGUAUUUAGUGGUGUCGUUAGUUAUCAGGCUUAAGAUAAAAGUUUAUUCCUCUUUUGGAAGCGUUGUAUGAUAUCAAUGUCGGUGUCGAAGUAAAAGCGCGAUCCAGGUGUGAUUGUAAGUGAUAAUAUCCCUGAAAAAGUAAAAUAUUUGUAAGCAUUUAUUUUGACAUAAACUUUAUGUUUAGUUUAUUACCUUCAUGUAACCGUGGAAUGAUACUUGUGAUGAUUACGAUUUAGUUUUUCCUGGUAGAUAUGCGAUUUAGCUCCCUGAAAUUUUCUGCCUUGUUGUUCCAGAUAGUUAGACGUACCAUUUUGGAUCUACAAAUAAUGAUUGUAUUAUUUAUUUAUUGCUUAAAAUAAAUAUUAUUUAAUAAAGUGUUAGUACCUAUGUAAACGCAAUGCAAUGAUGAUCUUUGUAUCUGUGUUCUUGUUAUAUAUAUCACUUCCUUGGAUGAGGCAUAUUCGGCCAACAACAUCUGUGAUAAUAAUUUGUUUUUAGUGAGGAAAAAAAGAAUUUAUUUGUUUGCGAGACCGGUAAUGGUUUUUUUUUACCUGGGAGAAAAUUGGUUGCACUUGUUAAGCUAAUCAACUGGGGAUAGUUUUGGGGCCGUAAUAUGCAUGAAGGUAUUGGUGGAAUGUUUUCUGCAAUCUGUGUAAUAAUUGUUGUCUCGUUGAUAUUGAUUAUGUAUAGUUGAACUGUAAGCAUGUACCGUUGGUUAUUGGAAAGGAGAUUAAAAUAUCUAAUGUGAUAAAUUUUCCCUUCCUCGAACCGUUGGUACAUUUUUUGUUCCUGUUAAGUGGUUUAAAGUUAUCAUUUCAAAUGUAGUUGGAAUAAUAAAAACAUAGUAUCUUUUAGACAAACUUGGAUGUCAAGAUAAAUGAAAGGUGUUCUUAAGAAAGCAUUUUUGUUUUUGUGAUUUGUGAUGGGCCACAUCCUAAUGAUCCUAAUAAUUAUUGGUUGCGGUUCGAGGUUGUCGCUCCGGUUAUUGUGAUAUCCGGCUGCAUGAUCUGCACAUAUAACAGUGGGAUUUAUUUUUUUAUUGCCCAUCUUUUAUAUUUUUAUAUUUUUUUGAAGUGAGCGUAGUUAUAAACUUAUAGUUUGUUUGUUUUUUAAAAAAAAUUGGAUUUCUUUUCUUUAAUUAAAGAAUAUGUAUUUGAAGUGAACAGAAUUUAAUUUAAUUAUAAAAAAUUGGAUUUUUGAAGUGAAGAUAGUUUGUUUGUUUAUUUUUUAUUGCCCAACUUCCAUUUUUUUUUUAAAAAAAGGACGAAUCAUGAAUAUUUGGAAGUGUUAAUUUUUUAUUAUUUUGGUGGGUUUGCUAGUAGGUUUCAAUUUUCAUCGAAUUUUAUAGUGUAUGUGUGUGGAAUUAGUAUUUUAUGAUAGACAGUGUAAAAUGGUCCAUAAUUUGUAUUUUAAAAUUAAAAACAUCAGUACUAUAUAAAAGGAAAACCUACAUUUGCAAACAAUUAUAAUGAUGUGCUUUUAUAUUUGUUUUAUGAAAAAUUGCCACAAAUAACACAUUCAUAGUACAACUUUUCAUGUUUACACACUUUUACCCUCACUUUUAAUGAAGGGUAAAAGACAAUUAUACUCUUAGAAUUAACUAAUCUAGACUUAGGGUUUAGAGUUGAGGGGUGGGAUAUGGUUUUUAGAAUUUGAAAUUUAGGAUUAUAGUAAAUAUAUAAAUAAAUACUUAAAAAUAUAUAAAAAAAAUUUAAAAAUAGUUUCAAACAUAAUUUUCAUUUUUCAAAAAGAAAUUUGAAAAUAAAAAUUUCAAAAAAAAUUCGAAAAAAAAAAUUCAAAAAAAAAGUUUAUAUAAAAGUUCGAAUUUGAAAAAGUAUAAUU
This is a messenger RNA of Brassica rapa (field mustard), 7137 nucleotides long. RefSeq names its product putative nuclease HARBI1. Lineage: Eukaryota; Viridiplantae; Streptophyta; Magnoliopsida; Brassicales; Brassicaceae. The record is from RefSeq and is a predicted model, not a curated record.